Molecule: messenger RNA, 5323 nt
Organism: Macrosteles quadrilineatus (aster leafhopper)
Lineage: Eukaryota; Metazoa; Arthropoda; Insecta; Hemiptera; Cicadellidae
Product: cadherin-86C-like
Exons: 21
Coding region: 83-4891 (1602 amino acids)
Biological process (GO): homophilic cell-cell adhesion
Cellular component (GO): plasma membrane
Molecular function (GO): calcium ion binding
Source: RefSeq, a predicted model, not a curated record
CACCCUGGCAGCAACACCUAGCGAUGCCUCGCGGCCUUCAGCAGGCGAAUGGUCGACCACCAUGAUGUGAUGUUUGGCUAGGAUGGUAUUGCUGACCAUGGCGACAGUAGCAGCGCUCCUGGUGGUAACUGAAGCAAACUACCCUGUGUUUGAUGCCUCCAACAACAUGCGACACCUGCUGCUUCCCUCGGACACCCGCAUAGGAACUGUCAUAUACAGACUGAGAGCUACCGACCCCGAUAGGGACUAUCCGCUCUCAUUUGCUGCCACAGAUUAUGGGAGCUAUGUGAUCCGCAUUGAAAGUCUUCAGUGUCACAUAAACGCAUCGAGCUGUUCAGCAAACGUGUUCCUGGAGCGCAGUGUCGCGCCGGGCCAGCUGUACAAGUUCCGCCUCACUGUGCGUGACACCACGGGCGACACCACAACUGUAGCGGUCACCAUUGAGGUCACCACGGGUCAAACUGACAUCAACACUGUGUUCCCCCACAUCCCAGGGGUUAUAAUGGUUCCCGAGGACACAAGAGUAGGCACUGAACUAGAGUAUGUUAUAGUAAGAAGAAAUCAAAGAAUACCACGUCCAGCCACAAUUGAACUUUGGCCAGCUCCUGAAUUCCGUCUUGUUCAGAGUUCGAAAAAAGAAACAUCAACGGGCCUUAUCAAAUUAGCUCAGUCAUUGGAUUAUGAACUUCAGACAAUGUACAGAUUGUCAAUUUAUGCUCUGGACAUGUUCGUGGUACCAGGGGAAGAUUCCCGCAACAUCGCAGGGUUCCAAGUAGUGGUUGUGGUGUCGGAUGUGCAGGAUACUCCCCCAGUCUGGGACCACAUUGAUCCUCUUACAGUCUUACCAGCAAACCUCACUCAGGGCUCACUAGUGAUGAGGGUGACAGCACGAGAUGGUGACACUGGCUCUCCACGCAGGCUUAAGUAUGGCCUCAUCUCUGAAGGAAAUCCAUUCACUGUCUUCUUCUCUAUUGAAAGAGAUAAUGGAGAAAUACGUCUGGUGCGCCCAUUACGAGAGCUAGCUUCCAUCUCUCGGCCCCACCAGCCUGUGUUGCUACGAGUGGUGGCCGAGGAAGUUGUCACUUCUGUGGACGAGCCUCAAGCCAUGGCUAGUGAGGCUACAGUGGCUCUCUUGGUGGCUCAACUAGACAACUCUGCUCCAUACUUCAAAUCAACUCAUUACAACACAAUGCUGGAGGAAAACAGUGUCCAAGGGACUUUGUUGAUAUUCAGUGAAAGCACCUCGGUCAAGGAUAAUGAAGUGGGAAAGAUAGGUGUGUUUGCUCUGUCACUGGAAAACAACAACGGCACUUUUGAGGUGAGCCCGAGUGUAGCGGAGGGUCAGGCUCAGUUCACAAUCCGUGUGAGGGACAACUCAUUGUUGGACUACGAGACUAACAGAGUCCUCUCCUUCAGGAUAGUGGCUCAAGAAGUGGCUCCGAGCAACAAGGCUGUAUUUUCCUCAGUGAACGUAACAGUGUAUGUGCUGGAUGUGAAUGACAAUGCUCCAGUGUUUGCGCAGCCUCAGUACAUAGUGAGCAUGGCUGAAAAUGUGACGGGGGGACACAAAGUUACCACAGUGAUGGCGACAGACGUGGACACAUCUAUGGGAGGUGUAGUCAGGUACACCCAGCUGUUAGGACACCUGAACACUUCCCUGACACUUCACCCUCACUCUGGGGACAUCACUGUCACUGACUCCACUCACGGCUUCGACCGAGAACAAGCUUCAGAGUACCGUUUUAUAGUAGAGGCAAGAGAUAUGGAUGGGUUAGGCCACAGGGCUACAGUACCACUGAUAAUUACGGUGAUAGAUGUGAACGAUGAAGCACCAAGAUUUGUUCGGGAUCCAAUGGACUUUGUUCUGGACAAAUAUGGACUAGGAUUUGUUGAACGAGCAUUUAUAAAGGCCCUUGAUGCAGAUGCUGAGCCCCCUAACAACAUUGUUCGCUAUGAGAUUGUCAGUGGAAACUAUGGAGAUCGCUUCUCUGUGCAUGGAGAGACAGGGGAGCUGAGAGUAGUGAAGCCUGUCAACCGUCCAGUUAGACAGACAAUAUCUGCAAUAACUACUCUGACAGUACGAGCUUAUGAUAUGGGUAUUCCCACCAAGUGGAGUAUAGCUCAGGUGCGUGUAUACCCCCAUACCAGUGGAGUGCGAGUGUUGGUGUUUUUGGUACCAGGACGUCCUGACAAGAGCUCUGCAGAGCAGCUACUAGAGAAGGCCACUGGCGCGCCAGUCACUGUUCAGCAAGUCACACCUCUACCUCACUAUCGCGGGCCCAUGCCAGUCCAGGAUCUCUCGCAGGGUAGUGGGCACUCUGACAAGAGUGUGGUGGUGGCUACAGUCAUGUACGGAGACAACUCUGUAGCUGCUACGGAAGUGGAAAAGCUGCAUCAGUCAAGCAACAAGACACAGUUGGUAGCAGCUGUGGGCGCAUACCAGACUGAGAACCGCUUGUUGUUCUGGAUCUUGUUGCUUAUUCUGCUCUUGAUUGCUCUUACACUGCUCACUCUACUGUGCUGCUGUCUCUGUCCUUGUUGUCCUCUCUAUGCAACCACCAGGAAAAGAAGUCGCAUUCAUACUGCAGAAAAAGUCCAAUUUGUGGUUAAGGAGGAAGAUCCCGGACAUGAAUCUAAGUCAGUUCAAGCUGAGUGGAAUGGCACUGAACGCAGGGAAGCAUGGAGUGGCAACACUUACACUCACCACUCAUGGCAGUUCAACCGACGCAACACCCAGCCGCAGCCACAGCCACAGCGUGUACUGCUUGUGGCGGAGGGGGGUGGGGGAGCUCAACAACCUCCUGUCAGCGUAAUUUACACCAGGGACUUAGCACAACGCCACGACCAUGUCAUGCUGGAGGAUGUUGACGGCACUGAGUAUAGGGUCCUUGAUCCAUCUCAAAUGACUCUUCCCGUUCGAGUAGAAGAGGAUUUAGAUGCAGAGUCUAUUAGACGACACGAAUUUGAACGUGGAUCUGACCUUGGAAGAGUCCAAAGAAGAGACAACAUAGCAGAUUCAGAACUCCGAACUCGGGAUCAGAUGUUUAUUAGAGAUGGAAAUGCAGAAAUCUUGAGACUUGUGACAAGAGGUCGUGUUGAAGAAGAAGAACCGAGGUUGAACCAGCCAGAUACAAGACCCUACACCAUAGUGGAGGGCAUGGAAGGUGCUGCAAAACAGGAGGAAGAAGGCAAAGAAAUUAUCAUGCAACGUUUCAUUGAAGACCAAAAGAAAUCUACAGAGGAUAAUGAGAAAAAAAUAAACGAAGAGGAAGAGCUUGAUGGGAUUGAUAUAAAGGGAUCAGAAAAAGCAAAAAGAAACACAGAAAAUGGACAUUUUUUACAAAGUUUAUUAGACAGAAACCAACAAAAUUUUUCAUCUUCUGAAAUAAAUAGACUAACAGUAUUACAGAGAGAUUUACUGUUGACAAGGUUUCUAGUUGAAGAACAAAGAAGAACUUUAAGUCAACUGCCAGUUCAUGAUGACACACAAAGUCUUCCAGGAAUGGUCACAAGUUUGACAACUAUGGCAACACAGACUGAUGUAAAUAGAGGGACACAAACAGAGGUACUUUACACUAUGAGGCCACCGAGAAGAAAGGCCAAGAGUGAUCUUGAUGACAGUGAGGAAAGUGAUACAGAAACAAGCAUGGAUUACCAUAGCAAAAUUAUCAGAAAACAUAAAAAGAAUAGGAGAAGACUAAUUAGAGACCUUGACAUUCCAGAGAGAGGACGAUCUUUGAGUAGGUGUGAUAUUAAAACUCCUAUAAUGGAAGAAACUGAAAGUGCAGUUGAAAACAUUGCUGAAAAUACUCAGUUUCAGUAUGCCAAAGGUGCAGCUGGUCAAGGUGGAUUUACAGCAACAAAAUCAAGCAUGCUUCGACUGCAAUCAACAAGAAAAAAGAUUAAAGAAGGAGUACGUUUAGAAGAAUCAAAUACAUCACUAUCAAAACAUUUAUUUUCAUCAGAAAGUGCAAAUGGAGUUCUAGCUAAUGCAAGAAUAAAAAGUGUAAGUGAACAAAAUUUAUUUUCUUUAAAUACUGGAAAAGAUUCUUUACAAAAAUCAGGAACCAAAUCACUACAAUCUACACCAACAGCCAAGAGAAAAGAUGAAAAAAUAGUGCAACAGAAACUUAAAAGAGUGAGGCAUGAAAUGAGUUUUUUAGACGAUGAUGAAUCAGAUGAAGAAGUUUAUGGUAGGUCAAAAUCGAGUUUAAAUACAAGAAAUGCAUGCACUAGUCCUAUACAAACUUAUGUCAAAAGAACAUCAUCAUCAACAGAACGGUUAAGUUCAAGAUCUGAUAAAAGAGAAGAUUCUUCUGGGAAAUCCCAGUCAAGAAGUGUAGAAGGAAGGAAAACACCAUCAAGAUAUAUGGAAUGGUAUAAAACAAAAAAGGAGGAAUGGGAAAGGAAAAAGACAGAGGAAAAAGAAAAAGAACGCCAAAGAGCAGUGAAACCAGUAAAACCAAAUAGCCAAAGACUUUCAAGAAGAGAUACUCAAACUCCUAAAGUUAAUAUAUUCCAGGAAGGGACCUCUAGAAGAUCUCCUGCCUUUAGAUCACUAAGUGCAUAUAGAACCAAAAAAGAAAUUUUAGCCAAACAAAAUGCUAUCAACACUUUGGUAGAAAGAACCAAGAAAAGAGAAAAGUCUUCAGAUGAAAAAAAAUUCAGUCCAUCUCCAGAAAGAAAACUGAGUUUCAAAGACAUCAAAGAAGAACAGAAACCCAAAGUGUUUGAAGAUGAUCGAGAUUCAGGUAUUGCAAUGUUAGCUCCUGGAAGUCAAAAUAUGAAAAGGAAAAACCAAAAUCUAAUGGAGAAAAAGAGUGUAUUUACCAUUGUUUAUGAUGAUAUGCAAACUAAGCAACUAAGACUAGAUAGUGCUUCACCUCCUUAGCAUGAAAAACAUUUGUAAGUGGAAACAUUUUUCAUUAAUUUUAAAACGGAAACAAUCACCAUUAUUGCUUAUUUGUUUUUGAUACCUUAAUAUUGUAUUAAAUGUCAUAUUAUGGAAUCCCCCUGCAGGGUGGCUAGUGAAACCACAUUGAAAAAUUCCCUGACUUUUCCCUGACGAUUCCAUGAUUUUUUUUAACUUUCCCUGAUCGACAAAUUCAAAAUUACAAUUUUAAUACUAACUAAUUCUUCAAAAGGACUAAUCUUUAUCUGAAAAAUAGCUUAAAUAUUUGUUUACAUGAAAAAAUACAUAAAAUCUAUAGAUAGGCCUUCAGGCUAGCUUAUAUUCAAACUUUGCUACUUGCCUUAGUAAAAUUAAAUAACUUCUUGAUCAGCAUUGUACGUGUUAUUAAAUUUACGGAAAGUAAAUAAGAUA